This is a messenger RNA of Rhododendron vialii, 1089 nucleotides long. RefSeq names its product F-box protein At5g49610-like. The coding region runs from base 1 to 1089 and encodes 362 amino acids. The transcript has a single exon. The record is from RefSeq and is a predicted model, not a curated record. Lineage: Eukaryota; Viridiplantae; Streptophyta; Magnoliopsida; Ericales; Ericaceae. Gene Ontology annotation, molecular function: protein binding.
AUGGCGAUCGCAUACGAGCUGCCGCAAGACGUGUUGAUGGAGAUCUUGUCUCGUCUCCCUGUGAAAACCCUGCUUAGAUUCAAGUCGGUCUCCAAAAACUGGUACUCUCUCAUCCAAAACCCUCACUUCAUCUCCCUCCACCGCACCCGUGCCGGACUCUACUACUGCGUCUCCCUCGUAUGCACUGCAGAAAAUCUCCCCAGCCAAUGGUCCAUGUAUUUACUCCCCGACGAAACUUCAAUCCAAUAUCUAGAUCUCUCUUUCGCCAGGCGCCACCUUAAUAAGGGUUUCGGCCACCAAGGCUAUUGUAACGGCCUCAUGUGUCUCUCUUUGAACUCCAAUAUCUUGAUAUGCAACCCUGCGACGAGAGAAUGUAGGCUACUCCCUCGACCCCCUUAUCAUGAGUGGCAUACGAGUUAUCUAGGGUUUGCUUUUGAUUCAAAAACUAAUGAUUAUAAAGUGGUUAGAGUCACUGGUGACCCCGCACGUGUUGGUCAUAAAAUUCAUAUUUAUGUCAUGAGUGCAGAUUCGUGGAGAGAAAUCGUUGUCGUGGCGCCCAAGCACAGCUUCACCGGUUGUCAUCAUCAUCCUUGCACGUCAUUGGAUGGGGUUUUCUAUUGGUUGAGUUUCUACUCGUCGGGUUCUCCGUUAUAUGGUCGUGUCCACGAUAUUGAUGUCUUAAACACUGUUGAAGGAUCAUUCAAACGGAGAUCCUUACCUGCCGACAUUGGCUAUGGAUGUCGGACUAGAAUCUGUGUUCUGAAUGAUUCCCUUGCCCUUGUUGUGCCAGAGUAUGACUACAAGCGAGGAGAGACGCAGUUUGACGUAUGGUUAGUGGAUGAAUACGAAGUUGAGGAGUGUUGGACUAAAACGUACAGUAUUGGGCCCUUCUCAGGAAAGCACACUCCAUUUGAGUUUUCGCAAAAAAAUGAGGUUCUUUUGACGGGGUGCGAGAAUGGGUUGAUUGUGUUGUACAACCUUAGUACACGGGACAUAAAAGAAUACAAACAGUUAUGCAAUUUUCCAGGACUGGAGUCCAUAGUACAAGUUUUUCCAUACUCAGAGAGCUUAGUGUCUGUCAAGAGAUGA